AUGUCUGCAGCCGAUGGUACCAUUAACAUAAAAAUGAAGAACUUGCACUGCGGUAUCUGCGGCUUCGACCUGCACACUAUUGAGAGCGAUGGGGAUAUUUGGACGUGUCCGUGUGUGGUGGGUCACGAGAUUGUCAGUGAGGUGACGUUGGCUGGCCCCGAUGUUAAGGUCGGUGACCGUGUGGGUGUCGGUGUCGGUGUCGGCGAUCUAGCGUGGUCUUGUCUGAAGAAGGACCCCUCGGUUCCAUGCAACGAAUGUUUGAGUGGCGAUGACGCGUACUGCACGCACAGGGUCUUGACCUACAACGACAAGUACAAGAAGAACGGAGCGACGUCAGAUAGAGGUCAUCCCGACUACGUGCGUGUAGCCCACGAGGACGCUUUCAAGAUCCUGGACAAUAUUCCAUCCGACGGUGCUGCGCUGCUGCUGUGUGCUGAUACCACUGUGCUCAUAUCGCUAGAAGAGAAUCGUGUGAAGCCUGAUAAGCGUGUGGGUGUCGAGGACGUCAAUGGUCUUGGCCACAAAUUUGCCCAUGCCAUGGGUGUUGACGCUGUAAUGGCGUUCUUUAGUUUGACGAAAAAGGAGCAGAAAAUGGCUGACUCGGGUGCGACAGAGUUUGUGGUGGACAGGAAGAAAAAGCAAGCUGCGACUGUGAUCGGCUUGACGGAUGUUUCUCGGUCUUCUUACGCGAAGGUGUUAACUGCUAUUGCACUGCUGGCGUGUGUAGCUUCGAGAGUGGCCACCUCAGCAUGGAUAUCACAGGAUGUCAUGCAAAGCUCCCGCGCGCUGAAGGCGGCGCAUACGCCGGUCCAAGCUAAUCGAAACUUGAGGCUUCACGCGGCAAAGAGCGACCACACCUAUAAUUUUGAAGAGAGAAUGCUACCUCUUAAAGUCAUGGGACAACCUGUGGCAGUGGAAUUAUCACAAAGUGAAGCUGCUGCCCUACAAAAAUUGUCAGAUUUAUACGCUGGCAAUGCACAUGAGGCAGUUGGAAAAAUAAUGGGAGGCAUUUCGCAAAGGGUCGAGGGCGUCACAAACUUGGAACAAAAAGAAGUCGUAUAUAACAGUUUGAUCAAGUUGUUUCUGAAUCCCGGCAAUGACUAUAAACUGGCCAGAUUGCUCGAUGCAGAAGCAAAGAUCAAGGAAAUGACAGCCUUCGCUAAAAAUCUACAAGCUGCCCAGUUGCGGUAUUGGCACUCGCAAGGGAAGUCUGCGGCAGAUGUCUUCGACGUUUUACAACUUGGCACAUCAAACGAGAAGCUAUUUCAAAACCCACUCUUUUACAGAUUGAUUGAUUUCAUUAAGUCAACGACAUCGGAUAAGGAGACCUCAAGCGUGUUGCCGACCUUGUACUCGACAUUGUCAAGUAAAUUUAAUACGAACGAUUUGGUGAAGUAUUUAGUCAACGACAUAAACGCUGGCCGUGAGACACAUCUCGCUCCAAAACUGCUACUAAUGCGGCUGCUAGAGAGUCAACUCACUGCAGAACCCAAGGCGUUAACAGAAACGCUGUCAUGGCUUAAAAUCGAUAGUAACCGCACGCAAAAGCCGCUCCUAAAGACUCAUGAAAAUUUUUUGGCCUUUUUCGAUCCCACAAGAAAAAAUUGGAGAGAUGGUUCAAAUUGGAAAGAUUUAACUCAGCUCAAGGAGAUGUUCGGCGAGGCAAAAACUGUAGAGAUGAUCGCUACGACGAACGAGGAGAGCUCCGUAGUAACGCGGGCGGAGCGUAUGCUUAACGCACAAUUCAGGUUAUGGAUGAAAGAUGGAAUUCCUCCGGAUACUCUCAAAGGCAAGCUUUCAAGUGCUGAUGUCCCUGAAGAUGUUAUUAAGAAGGUGGAGGAUGGAUACAUCAACUACUGGGCUACCCUUAUGGAACAACGUGCAAAUCUAUAA
Messenger RNA from Peronospora farinosa, 1893 nucleotides. The record is from the annotation of a GenBank genome assembly. NCBI's taxonomy places the organism in Eukaryota, Oomycota, Peronosporomycetes, Peronosporales, Peronosporaceae.